AUGCCUCUAAAUCCUGCAAAGACCAACCUCACGCCCACCCAAAUCAGCAAAGUCCACUUCCUCGCCGCCCUCCGCCGCUACCCAGCCCUCGUCCCCGCCGCCCUCAAACCUCUCGACCAAAUCCGCUACCACGACAUCCCGACCGCCAUCUCCUCUUCUCCUUCCCUCUCCGCCCCGCAACUCGAGCAGCUUGUCGAAUGGAAGCUCAAGCACGGCACCUUCCGCCCGACGCUCCUGGCGUUAGUCCGCUCCAACGCGCCCUCCGCCGUCGAAGCCGCGACCACCGAGGCCUUCGGCAUCCUCUCCUCCUCCCGAGGAGCUAGCGGCGGUGAGGACGGCCAAAACGCGAGGAUGGAGGCGCUGGACGUCCUGACGAAGGCGCUCAAGGGCGUGGGGCCUGCGACGGCGUCGUUGGUGCUGGCGUGCCGGGAGCCGCGGUCGACGCCGUUUUUCUCGGAUGAGAUGUAUCGGUGGAUGUGUUGGGGGGAGGCCAAGGGGGCCAAGGGGCAGGGUGAAGGGUGGGCGAGGAGGAUCCAGUACACGCGGGGUAAGUAUAAGAUGUUGUUGGAGAAGGCGACAGAGGUGGUCGAGAGGGUGAGGGCGUGGGGGUUGGGUGAGGAGUUGGGAGAGAUGGGGGAGGCGGUAGCGGUAGAGAAGGUGGCAUGGGUUUUACAGAGGGAGGGGGUGGAUUGCGAUCAGGGAUUUGGUGAGGAAGAAGAUAUAUUUGGUGCGCAGGUGAAAGGGAAGGGAAGAAAGAGAGAAGCAGAGGCCGAAGAGGAGGCUGGGAUGGUGAAAAAGGCGAAGAAGGGACAAACGACAGCCCUGGAUACCGCAAACAAAUCAAGAAAGGGGAAGGUGCAGAAAUCUGAAACUGAAGAUUCUCCUCGUAGACAAACGCGAUCUUCAGCACGGAGGAAGACUUAG
Lasiodiplodia theobromae is the source of this 924-nucleotide messenger RNA. RefSeq lists its product as uncharacterized. The coding region runs from base 1 to 924 and encodes 307 amino acids. The transcript has a single exon. NCBI's taxonomy places the organism in Eukaryota, Fungi, Ascomycota, Dothideomycetes, Botryosphaeriales, Botryosphaeriaceae. The record is from RefSeq and is a predicted model, not a curated record.